AAGAGGAGAGUCGUCUCUGCCAUGCUGGCCGAAGGUUUUCUCAGAGUGCAGCAUUACAGGGAGGAGAAGAAACUUGCCUCUGCUUCUACACAAGACAAAACACAGACACAUGGUACGGAUCAGGUCAGCUGUAUUCCCUCCAGCUCCGACUCUUCAGAUUCACUGUCGUAUCCAACCGAAGCAGAUCCAAAUCAGGAGGAGUUAGACUCCACCCAACCCCAGGGACUGAGAGUUGGACCUCCGGGCCCCAUAGGCCUCUCAAUCCCUGGAUGUCCACCUUCCCUCACCCUGGACCAGGACUUCGCAGUUUGCAUAGACGACUGUAGCCUGUUGGAACAGUAUCCAGACCUACAGGUGGCCGACUCAGGACGCAUCUCGCACAACCCGCUGAGAGCCGCCAUCGCCCAGCAUGGUUUGUACAACCCUGUCUCUGAAGUUCAACGUCACGCAGAGCGGGCAGCCCAGCAGAAGCUGCAGAGGGAGCCUGUUUCAUCCAUACCAGACCAGGGAUAUCUGGUCAUGGGGUCCAAUGUGGAUGUGAGCCUGGGUCUGCCUGGAUCUGGCUUGGAGCCCAUGUCGAACUCGCUUCUGAACGGGCUGCUGGAGAAACAGCUGGAGGAGGUGUACAUGCAGCACAUGACUGACAACUUGGCUCGAUGCAACUCGUACAUGGAGAACAGCCUCCUGCGCGGCCUAGUGCUGCCACAGGGGCCCGACUCACUGGAGGUCAGUCUGGAGGAAGGACCAGGAGGAGGAGCCGAAAGGAAAAUCAGUUAUCUGAGCACCCAGAACUUAGCUCCCUGCUCGUCCAACUUCAGCUCCCCUGUACUGAGGAUUUCAGAGAAUGAUAAUACUUAUCUGAAAAAAUGAAACAUGAAGGAACACAUCCUGCAAAAUUAAAUGUAAUUGACUGUAUUGCUCUUUCUUUCUAUUGUUGCGUCUUUUAUUCACAAUUACACAUAUCAGCAGAUUGUAAAAUGGGAGGGGUCAGUAAAGAAUUAUAUUUUUUUAUUUUCUCUUUCUGUAUCUACAUCAUUUUUGUUUACUUGCUUGAUGAGAAAUGAUGCCUCAAUUUGACCUGCUUUCAUGUGCCACCUGCUGUUGAAUUGUUGUACUACACCACAGUAACUUUACCUGUAGUUCAUAAGAAGUUAUCUUCCUGACAUUUACAGUGGGUGUGUGUGAGGUAGGUAAUAUAACAGAGCAAAGUGUAAAGUCAGUGUUGUACUGCACCCUGGAGAGUCCUCAUGAACGCAUAGUCAUGUAUCUGUCUGUAAAAUAACCCCUCUGCUGUAAACCAACUCAUAAGAGAAGCAUUAAAUCAUUAGUGAUCUUAA
Molecule: messenger RNA, 1337 nt
Organism: Limanda limanda (common dab)
Lineage: Eukaryota; Metazoa; Chordata; Actinopteri; Pleuronectiformes; Pleuronectidae
Exons: 2
Coding region: 22-870 (282 amino acids)
Biological process (GO): regulation of toll-like receptor signaling pathway
Source: RefSeq, a predicted model, not a curated record